Molecule: messenger RNA, 1435 nt
Organism: Cinclus cinclus
Lineage: Eukaryota; Metazoa; Chordata; Aves; Passeriformes; Cinclidae
Gene: SLC25A32
Product: solute carrier family 25 member 32
Exons: 7
Coding region: 16-981 (321 amino acids)
Biological process (GO): folate import into mitochondrion; nucleotide transport
Cellular component (GO): mitochondrion
Molecular function (GO): FAD transmembrane transporter activity; folic acid transmembrane transporter activity
Source: RefSeq, a predicted model, not a curated record
CGCGCGCGACCGGCGAUGGGCGCCGCGGGCCCCGCGUGCGCGGCGCGCGAGCCGCUGUCGCGGGAGCCGCCCGCGCGCUCCGUGCUGCGGCACGUGCGGCUGGAGAACCUGGCGGCGGGAGUGAGCGGCGGCGUCCUGUCCACCCUGGCGCUGCACCCGCUGGACCUCGUCAAGAUCCGCUUCGCAGUAAGCGAUGGAUUGGAGCUGAGGCCAAAGUACAGUGGGAUUCUCCACUGUAUGACCACCGUCUGGAAGCAUGAAGGACUUCGAGGAUUGUAUCAAGGGGUAACUCCAAACAUGGUGGGAGCAGGGGCUUCCUGGGGACUUUACUUUUUCUUUUACAAUGCCAUCAAGGCUUACAAGAAGGAAGGGAAGAUGGAAAGUCUCAGUGCGAGCGAGCACCUAGUGUCAGCUGCAGAGGCUGGAGCCAUGACUCUCUGCAUUACAAACCCAGUAUGGGUAACCAAGACCCGACUUGUGCUACAAUAUAACGCUGGCGUGGAUCCCUCCAAGCGGCAGUACACAGGAAUGUUGGAUGCUCUUAUAAAGAUAUACAAGACAGAGGGCAUACGUGGCUUAUAUAAGGGAUUUGUGCCUGGUCUGUUCGGAACAUCUCAUGGAGCACUUCAGUUCAUGGCCUACGAGGAUUUGAAAGAGAGAUACAACAAGUAUAGAAACAGAGUAUCAGAUACAAAAUUGAACACUGUGGAAUACAUAAUGAUGGCAGCUGUAUCCAAAAUAUUUGCUGUGGUAGCAACAUAUCCCUAUCAAGUUGUGCGAGCUCGUCUUCAAGACCAGCAUAACACAUAUUCUGGGGUGUUUGAUGUGAUCCGCAGGACGUGGAGGAAAGAAGGUGUUCAUGGAUUUUACAAAGGAAUUAUACCUAAUGUAAUCAGAGUGACUCCUGCCUGCUGUAUUACCUUUGUAGUUUAUGAAAAUGUGUCUGGCUUUUUACUUGGUUUUAGAAAAGAAAGUAAUUAAAGGUAUGAACUUGUGUUCCUAGGAAGGAAUCUGUCCUUUAUUUUUUAUAUUUAUGAUCUGGGAGAAAUUUCGUUCAGCAGUCUUCGACACUGUGAAUUGAUCUGGUAUUUUGAGGAAAGAAUGUAGAGACAAUAAACCCUGCCAACAUCUCUCCUGUUGAAUGUUCCUGCAUUGCUACCUUCCUUUCUGAAUCAGCUGUGUCUGCUUGAAGCAGAUGUCUGCAACUGUGAAAUAAUAAUGCUGCAACUGGAUGAAGGCAGCUGCACAGCAAUUCCCUUCAUUCUGGGCUGCCUGGAAUAACCCACUAAGCAGUUUCAGCAAGUCUCAAGAUAGCAAUUGCUGAGAUUCUGCUCCUGCACAAGUGGAAAACUUCAUAUGAAAGCAACCAUGGGGCCUGUCAAAGCUUUCUUAAAUCUCUGAGUCUCAUUAAAACAAGGAAUGUCGUCUGAAUCCA